AUGUCUCGAGAUGGCCAGCAGGCGCUGUCUGCUCGCGGUCUGUGCGGGCCGCUCGUCCUCCUCGCCCUUCUUUCGUCCUCCCGUCCCUCCCCUCCACCAUGGCCUCCUCGGCACUUCUUUCUCCAUCCGCCUCGCCCUGGGCCUUUUCGUAUCGCGCCGUUCGCCCUAUUCGGUGACCUCCAUGGCUGUCCGCCUCCUUUUGGGUGGCGCUCUCGAUACCGUUGCGUCAACCUCGACGUCGCUGUCGCCCUCCCCGUCCCCGACCCCACCGUCGCCCGUGCCUCGGUUCGCGUCAUUGGUAGCGUUUCCGUUGCCCCCUCGUGCCCUGCCGUCGCCCUCUCUGCUCGGGCCGUUCGCGAUUUCGCUCCUCCUGCGUGUCGCCCCUCCGUCUCCUCCCCUGCCUUCGUCGUCAUCGUCGCUGUCGCGAAAGCCCUCCGGCCCCUCGAUUCCCUCGCCUAUCCCCUCCGCUGCGUCGUCCCAGUUUAUAUCCUCAUCCUCUGCGCAUGUCGCCGCUCCCUUUCCAUCUCCAUCGUUGUCGCCUCCGUCGACUGCGGCGCUGCCUCUGCCCUCGCCUCCGUCCUCCUCGUCUCGCCUGCCAUCGUCCCGUGUCUCCUCGUCCUCGCCAUCGUCUUGGCCGUUGUCUACCUGUUCAUCGUGUCCCCUGCUGCUGGUGGCAUCGCCGUUGGCUUCCUCUCUCCCCCUUUCCUCCCUGCCCCUCUCGCUGUCUGGUGUUAA
Molecule: messenger RNA, 735 nt
Organism: Emiliania huxleyi CCMP1516
Lineage: Eukaryota; Haptophyta; Isochrysidales; Noelaerhabdaceae
Exons: 1
Coding region: 1-735 (244 amino acids)
Source: RefSeq, a predicted model, not a curated record